AUGGGCAGUAUAGGACAAAUCGCGACGCCACCACGGCGGAUAGAGUUAGCAGGCAGUCCGCACGAGAUCGGUCUUGAGCAUGGCAGGCAAUUGUCGCAAGAGAUUCGGAGCCAGAUCGAAGUCUACACGGCUAUGUUCAAGCAGACAUCGAAAUUGGACUGGCCCGACGUGAGGGAGGUCUCCCGAGACUAUGCUCAGACCGUUCAACGUCUAACACCCGAUGUGUACUCGGAAAUGGAAGGCAUCGCCGAAGGCGCGCGCCUUGACAUUCUGGACAUAGUAGCACUCAACAGUCGCAGCGAGAUCGCGCUGGGCCUUUUUUCGGAUGGCUGUUCGAGCCUCGGGUGGAAGCGGCAAGACCAUGUCCUUCUUGCCCAGAACUGGGACUGGACUGCCAGGGUCAAGACCAACUGUGUGUUGAUGUCGAUAAAGCAGGAAAACAAGCCCGUCAUCUGGAUGGUAACCGAGGCUGGGAUUGUCGGUAAGAUAGGUUUCAAUUCUGCCGGAGUCGGCGUAUGCUUGAAUGCAAUCCGAGCAAAGCCUGUGGACUCGAGCAAACUUCCCGUCCAUGUUGCUCUAAGGGUGUGUCUGGACAGCAAGACGAAGCAGGAGGCCUUCAGCCGGGUCACAGACCUUGGCGGAGUUGCGUCAGCUCAGCACAUCUUGAUUGCUGAUGCUGAGGGCCCGGUAAGCUGGGAGGUAUCCCCCAAAGGCGACGUACAAAUUGAGCCGGACGAGGACGGUCUUGUAUGCCAUACAAACCACAUGAUACAGAACAAAUUCAUCAACGAGCCUCCAUGGCUAUCUGGCUCACCGACUCGACUACAACGAAUCCGCGAGCUCUCGAAGAAGCUGGAGCAGAGUGAGCAGAACUUUGGCACCCAGAAGUUAAGAGACCGCGUGUUUUCGGACACUUACAACGCACCUCAGGCGAUUUGUUGCCAGGAAGACCCUUCGCGGCCAAUUGAGACGCGCAGUAGCACGCUCUUCAAUAUCAUUACGAAGUUUGGCCAGGACCAUCCAGUUGCGGAAGUAGUUUGGGGACGGCCGGGUUCUGGCGAAGAGGGCGAAGUCAUUAGCAUGCCAUGGUAA
Cyphellophora attinorum is the source of this 1092-nucleotide messenger RNA. Its product is annotated as Acyl-coenzyme A:6-aminopenicillanic-acid-acyltransferase 40 kDa form. The record is from RefSeq and is a predicted model, not a curated record. Bases 1 to 1092 code for a protein of 363 amino acids. NCBI's taxonomy places the organism in Eukaryota, Fungi, Ascomycota, Eurotiomycetes, Chaetothyriales, Cyphellophoraceae. The transcript is spliced from 4 exons.